UAGCAGAAUGUGAAUGUGAAUAAUUAGCAGUUUGGACAUUAUGAUGUUGCAGAAGUUAGUCAGCUGACUUCGGAACAUCUUCGUCCAAAGCUCCUGUUCCAGCUUCCAGGCCAAACUACCACCUGCACGGCUAACUGAGCUAACCUAAAGAUGCUGGUUCAUCAGGCAAACGCUGAUCCUGUGACGUUGAGCGUUCAGUGAUGGAUGAUCACAAAGCUCCUCCUCGUCUCCGGUUUAAACCCCCCUCUUGUUAAGAUAUUUUAAAUCUCAGAGAUUUGUUCUGGUAUGUGGGAGGAAUGACGGCCACUUAGCUUAAACUGGUAUGCUAAGUAUGUGAGUGUGUGAUUGUUGACAACAUGACAUUCAUCUGCCGCUCAUAACACAGUGAAACUCUUCCUCUGCUGUCUGCAAACAUCAGCCCGAGCCGCCUCCCUGCAGCCAUGAUGUCCAAAUCCGCCCUCCUGAAGGUGAUCCUUCUGGGCGACGGCGGCGUCGGCAAGUCGUCGCUCAUGAACCGCUAUGUCACCAACAAGUUCGACUCGCACCUCUUCCACACCAUCGGCGUGGAGUUCCUCAACAAGGAGCUGGAGGUGGACGGCCACCACGUCACCCUGCAGAUCUGGGACACGGCGGGUCAGGAACGCUUCCGCAGCCUCCGCACGCCGUUCUACCGCGGCUCCGACUGCUGCCUGCUCACCUUCAGCCUGGACGACGGACAGAGCUUCCUCAACCUGAACAACUGGAAGAAGGAGUUCACGUACUACGCUGACGUGAAGGACCCCGACAACUUCCCCUUUGUGGUGCUGGGCAACAAACUGGAUGUGCCUGAGCGGCAGGUGUCAGGAGAGGAUGUUCGACAGUGGUGCCGCGAGAACGGCGGCCACCCGUACUUUGAGACGAGCGCCAAGGAUGCUACGAACGUAGGGUCAGCCUUCGAGGAGGCGGUGCGACGGAUUCUGGCGUUGGACGACAGAGCGGAUCACCUGAUCCACACCAACACAGUGGACCUGCAGAAGAAGAGUCCGUCUGACCCCACCUGCUGCUGAGCACAGUGCGACUCCCAGCAGGAGCCCAUGUGACGCUCCAGCUGUCUGAUGGUGUGACUCUGAGAAAGAGGAACUUCUCAGAUAAACUCCUGACAGCCAGUUUUCAGACCAAAAUGGACAUUUUUGUGCCAAUAUUUAGCAUUUGUACUGCAGAAGGGACACAAAGUGUACACAAUGUAUUUCUCAACCCCAAUCCAGACUGUUUGUGUGGUUGUUUAUUCAUACAAUAGACAGUUAAUGAAUUAACUUCCUGAUGCAGUAAACUCUCUGCAGGUUUUAUAGAAAUACAUGUGGUCAGAGACGCAUUUCAGAUGUAUUCAAGGUGGAUGGAACAUGAGAUUAAAAGGUCUUUAUAUCACCUGAAACAGUAUCAGUUCCCUAAACACACUUUCUUUGUAUCUGUCAGUAGUGAAACAGCAGCUCUGACGUCACUGAUGCAGCUGUGGCCACAAGUUUUUAGCCCACAAAAAGAGAAGUCAGGAGAUUUUUUAUUUUUUUUUCAAUUUCUGGGCAGGCGUUUUUACAGUGGAAGGAGUGUGAUUCAGUGCUGAUUGUCCUGGUAACCCCCUCCAUCAACACACUGGAACCUGUUCACACCCCCACAUUGAUUUUAAUAAACACACAACAAUUGUGUUUCAAGUUCAAGUUAAUUAAUGCAUAAAACACGUCAUAUUUUUAAUUCUUAUAGGUUCAGGACCUCAGAAUACUUUCUUACUGUUGACAAACUGCAUAAAAGAAACUAUGUGAUCAGUUAAAUUAUAUACAGGAGCUCUAAACUGAACCAAUCCCACCGUCUCUGUGGUCAGAAAAAAUAAUGAUUUGUACUUACUUGCACCAGAUUCACAGGUUUUAUCACACGAUUACCAGAAUUAAUAGUUAUUAAAUCAUUUUUCAAAUACUUUCUGUUCCGUCAGAGUGAAAACCAGAGAUGUAAGAAAUGUUGCGGAUUCGAGAGAUGGUAAAACAAAUGACGCCAUUAUGGAAUUAUGUGUUUCUAAUGAAGGAAAGAAGCUACUUGUAAGAUUUAAAUGACUCUAAUUACACUGCAGACUGUAUUAUCUUCAUUACGGUAAAUUACGUCCACCUUCUUCUUUUUUUUUUUUACACUUGAAAUAAAACAACAGCCAUCAACGAAACUGAA
Acanthopagrus latus (yellowfin seabream) is the source of this 2187-nucleotide messenger RNA. Its product is annotated as ras-related protein Rab-9A-like. Gene Ontology annotation, cellular component: lysosome; late endosome; phagocytic vesicle. Bases 441 to 1046 code for a protein of 201 amino acids. The record is from RefSeq and is a predicted model, not a curated record. The transcript is spliced from 3 exons. Gene Ontology annotation, molecular function: GTP binding; GTPase activity. Gene Ontology annotation, biological process: retrograde transport, endosome to Golgi; Rab protein signal transduction. NCBI's taxonomy places the organism in Eukaryota, Metazoa, Chordata, Actinopteri, Spariformes, Sparidae.